Messenger RNA from Vicia faba (fava bean), 402 nucleotides. The record is from the annotation of a GenBank genome assembly. NCBI's taxonomy places the organism in Eukaryota, Viridiplantae, Streptophyta, Magnoliopsida, Fabales, Fabaceae.
AUGACUCUUUAUCUUCCUCGAUCAGAAGCACGACGGCGUCUUCUCAAUGCGCAGUGGCGGCCGAUUCUCAAUUCUUCUGACCAACCAUCCCCAAGAAACCUCUUAUCCUUCUUAACCUUCAUCUUCGCUCUGUUUCAUCUCUAUAAUGAUACGACCCACUCAAUUCUUCCUCAAUGGUUGAACUGUGGAUGGGCUAGGGGCUUCCUCCUGAGAAUGAGCUUUUUGUUUUACCUGGGAAACUGCAAUGAGGUUCAGCCUGAGGCUUCUUUGAAGUUGCUGCAAGGGAAUUCAAGUCUUGUAUUUACAAGUGACUUGUGUACAAGUCUGCAUGAAGGUGAGACUUUGGCAUGGAGGCAUUUUGGAAUCCAAUGCAACAUGAAGCUGAGAGAAGAGAUAAUUUGA